Messenger RNA from Triticum turgidum subsp. durum (durum wheat), 597 nucleotides. NCBI's taxonomy places the organism in Eukaryota, Viridiplantae, Streptophyta, Magnoliopsida, Poales, Poaceae. The record is from the annotation of a GenBank genome assembly.
AUGUCGGGGGAAAAGACGGUGUCUUUUUGCACCACGGAUAGUGUGCAGGGCAGCCACGUGUUCAGUGUUUCCGGGUACAGCAAGCAAAGGGGCAUGGGCGCCGGCAAGUUCAUCAGAUCCGGCGGCUUCUCGGUCGGAGGCCACGACUGGGCCAUCCGCUUCUAUCCCGAUGGGUUUAACGAUGAUUACCGAAUUUACAUCACAGUUUACGCCGAGCUCUUGACUAAGGACGCCGAGGUGCAUGCAUCCUGCGACCUGAGGCUGGUUAAUCAGACCACCGGGUUAUCCUCUUCCCUGGACAAGACGGAACCAAGGCUGUUCAACCAGACCAAUCUCAGCAGGUUUGCCCCACAAAGGGCCGACUUCAUGGCAAGGAGCGAGUUAGAAGCAUCAGCCUACCUUCGGGAUGACCACCUCGAGAUAGAAUGCAUCAUCACUGUCAUGAAAAAAGCACGGGUAUCUGAAACCAAGGUGCCCCUGUCCGGCAUCGCUGCGCAGCUCGGCAAGCUGUUGGAGGCAAAUGAUAUUCCGGAGGACAUCACAUUCAGCGUCGGAGGUGUGGUUUUCGGAGCACACAAGAGCUUGUCCUUGCUAUAA